AUGUCUGACAUUCCUUCAGCUAGUACCCCUCGCUUGAGUGACAUCUCUUCUAUUGAUUCUCCUCGGAAUUCCCUUGAUCAGACCCCACCUGCUGGCAUGAGUGGUGUUAACCAGGCAACAGCGACAGGAGGUCCUUUUAAUCCGCUGGGCAAGGCCUCUUCUCCAUCACUUGGCGAUGACUCUAAUAAACUACGAAAUUCUUCCCCUGAUUCUGAUGCUUUGGGGUCUUCUGAUGAUGAACUCGAGCAGAGGGAGCUCUCCUACUUCUCACAGCAUAAGAAUAGCGCACUUUCUGCCCUCUCUUCUCGACGGCCUUCUUACGCGGCCGAAUUCCAGAAUCGCCCUAGGAACUACUCUAUGGUUGGAGGUGGCCCGCUUUCACCUACCUCUUCACAUCCCUCUGCUCCCCAAGGUGAUACUACCGCUUGGGCCGCUGGGGUUUCCGGAAGUGUUGGGCCAACAGCCAGCCAAUCAUUAGCUCCGAUUUGGGGAUCCAUUUGGAAUUCAGAGCCGUCAAGGAAAAGCCCUCCUAAACCACUGAAUGUCCAGCAUUCUGCCGUUGCCCCGGGCUCCAUGCAAAGCCCUCUAUUUGCUGGAAGUGAAGCUCUUCCGAGCCCCACUAGCAUGACACCUAACACUGGAGAGUUCCCUAUCCCAAUUCCGCUCCAACCGCAACUCCGGAACUAUAGGUCCAUGUCAUUUUCUGUUGGCCAGUUGCCCCGUGAUUUGGAUGAACGUCCCAGGUUGUCUCCCCCCGCUAUUGGAAAUGGACCAAGGCCACACCCACCAUCAGGACUCCAACACAGACCUUCUCGGCCUAGCUUGCUUUCUGAGGAACAAUAUGCCGGACAAUCCAGCCCGCUUAGGAGUGUUUUUGAAACCGAGGAUGAUGAUGCAAAUAACGCUGAGCUUAGUCGCGCCAGGGAAUCGUCUGGGUUGCAUGCCGGGUACUUGCAGCAAGCCGGCGGCACGGUUACAGCUCAACAGUCCAAUUACAUGAGGUCGAGGUAUGAGUCCAUGAGACUGAGAAACCGAUCUGCCUCAACCGCUAGUGCUGCUGGGCUUGCUAAUCUUGCAUCCAUCGGCUUGAACGGGGGCCGGGAUGGUGAGCGGAACCUUCCCGGCGAGGAGUACGAAUCAGCGCUUGCGGAUGACGACGAGCUGGAUUACCACCACUUUCAGGCUCAGCAGGCAGACGGACGCAGGUUUAGCGAGGCUCCUCAGAGAUCAAUGAGCCUGAUGUAUUCACCGGCCGAAAACCAGCGACUGGAGAACCUUAGGAGGCAGCACUGGCAAAGUGCGGGCCAUUUCCCGGGGGCGGAAUCGGGGAGUCAGAGCCGAAGGCACUCUUUCGCCGGGGGAUUGCCCAUGAAUGACACGCCCGAAAAGGAGUACAAUAUUGCAAGCAGCGAACUGCUGGCAAAGAGAAAUGUCAGCCCACCCAAAUACGGAGAGAAUGGAUUAGCUGGCCUCGGAAACAGAGGUAAUGCUCGCUCCCCCUCAUUUGUUCCCGAUCAAUUUGGGGCUAAUUGCUAUGAAGACAAUUUUUACCUCGAUGAGGCACGCCUUCGUCAGCGGCAGACUUUCCCGGUCAACAAAGCACCCGUUCCUUCAUCCAUCACUCCUCCAGGCCAACAUCAUCUCCAGCAGCUGCAGCAGGCGUAUACUGCCCCCGCGAGGCUCCCAUCUCCCCCCCUGGGCAUCCCCCAUCGUGGGACUAUGGGCAUGGGUUCCCACCAUGCGCAACAGCCCAGGAGCCAGCAGUUGUUGUAUUUUGUUACAUUCAAAGCCUGCCGAGGGGACGUUUUUUAUGUCCAGGAAGGCACUGGGCUACGUGUCCGUGCCGGUGACCUGGUGAUUGUUGAAGCAGAUAGAGGCACUGAUCUUGGCACCGUGGCUGCCGAAAAUAUCACUUGGCAGGAGGCGAAGGAACUCAAGGAGGAGCAUGCGAAAAAGCAAUAUACUUGGUUGAUGAUGUUUGCUACAAGAAGAGCCCCUGCUUCGGGUGCUCCGCCAGCUGGUGGACUUCACAGUGGCGCCAACGGCAACGGUAUGGGGUUUGCCAAUGGAGGCGCAACUGGAGCCAUGCCUGGCGCACACGGACAAAUGCAGGGCCAGGACGGUGCCGCUGCGGAGCUGAAGCCCAAGAUGAUCAAGAGGCUAGCUCAAGUGCAUGAAAUUCAGACCUUGAGAGAUAAAGAGGCGAAUGAGGCGAAAGCCAAGAGAGUUUGUCAACAGAAGGUCUUGGAGCAUAGACUUCCCAUGGAAAUUCUUGACGCAGAAUUCCAGAUGUACGCUUCCUUUUAUCGUAUUGCGAUCGGAUACUAACAUUUCGGAUUAGGGAUUGGAAGAAAUUGACUUUUUACUACUUUGCCGAUUCCUAUAUCAACUUUAACUCGCUGGUCACUGAUCUCUUCAAGGUCUAUAAAACUCGUAUUUGGAUGUCGGCUAUGAACCCGGCCUCGUUUGCGCACCCCGCCGGUCUUCAUCCUCCUGGAUCUGGUCCUCCUGGGUCGGGGGCCCUCGGGGCAAUCGGAGAGUCCAACGAACUGCAGAACCAGAUUAUGCAUCCUAUGAACUCGGCCUCGUUUGCGCACCCUGCCUCGUUUGCUCACCCUUCCGGUCUUCAUCCUUCUGGAUCUGGUCCUCCCGGUUCGGGGGCCCUCGGGGCAAUCGGAGAAUCCAACGAACUCAAAACCCAGAUUAUGCACCAGUCCCAGUACUCGGGUCAUAACGCAUCUUAUUCAGGAUACGCUCAUUCAAACGGAUCUAGUUCUUCGACGAUGUCUCACCGCGGACAGCAAAACUCGGCCAACUUUCCACCCCGCCAUUCCCCCCACACAUCGGUCGCACCCCAUCAGGAUUUCAGUCAUCUUCCGCAACAGCAAUUGAAUGGAUAUAACAAUAAUGCACCCUACAUAAAUGGCAACUCUAGCGGACAUCCUAGCCAGAACGUGGGCAGCAAUCUCGACAGCCAUUCCAACGGCGGGAACGACGCAUGGAUGGCUUUACAGAGCCUCUCUCUCGGCUCUCAUUAGAAUAAAAGGAAAUUUCGGUAUUCCUUUUUCCUUUUUACUCUUUUUUUAUCUCUCUAGGUUGAAAGCACGGAGUUAGUGUAAUGUGUUCUUUCUUUUUUUCGUCCUCGCCAUCUGUUUCCCAAAAUAUCAUUUCCGCUGUUUCUUACACUUAGGGGUGUUUUUUUUCUUGUUUUUUAACCUGCCCUCAUCUGCGGGGAGAGAGAUUGUCUUUUCCCCCGAACCUCUAUCUAUCCAUCUAUCUGUCAGUUGGGAAGCCCCUUCUUUGUCUUUAGUCUUGCCCGUCUAUCUUUUUUAUUCUCUUCUACUCUACUCUGGAAUAUUUGCAAAUGGGGGAAAGAUAAAUUGGAAAUUGAGAACCGGCGUUUUUUUUUUGUCUGAUUUUAUCGCUUUUGCUUUAACGUUCGACAUAAACUGGGUGGGUAUUAAGGUUGUGAUGGAUUUCUUUUUUUUUUUGCGGCAAGAAAAAAUUCGUCCUUAUAUAUCUCUUGAUUUUUCUCUACUCGUCAUCAUAGUACGCACUGUACCUUCUCUCGUUCCUGUUAUUAUUCAGUCAAGCUCGUACCAUCAUCAUAUUUAUCCAUACCCUGCUCAUACCCCCCGUACCUAUCCAUGCGCACACACUGUACUCGAUAUUUUACGGUAUACGCUCACGCAUCUCUAUUCUACUCUACCCUGCACUUCUACUAUUACUACUACUCUACCCAUAAAGUUCACAUCCCAUCCAUCCCUGAUUUCAACCUUGCCUUCCCCCUUCCUUUUUUGUCUGUUUCCUGUCCACUACACGAUAAAGUAAAAGUUUUGUAGCCCUUUUCUUCCCUAUUUUCUUCUUCCAUAGCACGUUCCUACUAUACUACUGCUACAAAGAAGCCUAUACCAGACAGGUGGGAUCCCCCCUCUCCUUUAAACUUCCAUCGUUUUCUUUUAUGCACUCUUUCACCAAACCAUACAAUCCUGCGAUCUCUGUUUUUCUCUAUCUCCUUUUCAAAGAUAUUACGUACCUUUUUUUGUUUUUGAUUUGAUUUGAUUUUAACUACAUGCAUGCUUGGGUACCGGUAGAUGGGGGCGGGAGUGCGGAAGGGUUCUCUUUUUCUUUUCCCUUUUUCUUUUUACGUAGGAACGAGGCAGGAAUUUCACAGAUGAUGAGUGGCUCCUCUUUUCUUUUUCCUAUUCCUUGCUUGGUUGACCGGUUUCUCUUUUAUAAUGAAUGAAAUAUCGGGAAUGGAGAUUGAGAAAAAAGGAAAAAGGUGGAUUGGGGGGAUUUUUUUUGUUGGGUGUCGUCUGUCGGUCUGCCUUUUGUGACUUCUGCUUUGAGUUUUGAAGAGUUUUAUUUUGCCCUGUUUGGCGAUUUGUGUUUUGUUUAGUUUUGGGGAGGGCGAGCGAGUAAUGUCCCGUCGAUUACAACAAGAGCAAGGAGUCUUCACCCCCCGCGCAACCCCCAUUCCACCCUACCCCCUCUUUCAUCCUAUCUCCUUUCUCUCCCGACUAGCAUUGCCCAUUCCUCACCCAUUCACACCUUCCAUAGACCGACUCCUUUUAUCUACCCCAUCUUAACUAAAGUCAUUCCCUUUCUCCCCUUCUUACGCAGCGGCAAUUUCUUUACACUCGCCCUUUUCCUAUCCCACGCUAUUUUUCACCCUGGACAGAAUACGCCUGUUCUUACACACGCUCGUUCCCGCCCGCGGGUGGGUGUUUGUAUUAUUUUUUUCUUUAUCUAAACGACUUUUUGAAUUU
This is a messenger RNA of Tuber aestivum (summer truffle), 4769 nucleotides long. NCBI's taxonomy places the organism in Eukaryota, Fungi, Ascomycota, Pezizomycetes, Pezizales, Tuberaceae. The record is from the annotation of a GenBank genome assembly.